This is a messenger RNA of Ustilago hordei, 573 nucleotides long. RefSeq names its product putative FRQ1 - regulator of phosphatidylinositol-4-OH kinase protein. Gene Ontology annotation, molecular function: calcium ion binding. The coding region runs from base 1 to 573 and encodes 190 amino acids. Lineage: Eukaryota; Fungi; Basidiomycota; Ustilaginomycetes; Ustilaginales; Ustilaginaceae. The record is from RefSeq and is a predicted model, not a curated record. The transcript is spliced from 5 exons. Gene Ontology annotation, cellular component: cytosol; membrane; intracellular membrane-bounded organelle.
AUGGGAAAGAACCAGUCCAAGCUCUCGCCGGAGCAGCUCUCCGAUCUCCAGAAGAACACUUACUUCGACAGGAAAGAGUUGCAGCAGUGGUACAAGGGUUUCUUGAAGGACUGCCCUUCCGGUGUUCUCGACAAGCAGGAGUUCUGCCGCAUCUACAAGCAGUUCUUCCCCUUCGGCGAUCCAUCCACGUUCGCAGAGUACGUCUUUGGCGUCUUUGACGAGAACAAGAACGGUACCAUCGACUUCAAGGAGUUCAUCUGUGCGCUAAGUGUCACUUCGCGAGGAAGGCUCGACGAGAAGCUUCGAUGGGCGUUCCAGCUCUACGACAUUGACGGAGAUGGCACUAUCACCUACGAUGAGAUGCUUACAAUUGUCAAGAGCAUCUACAAGAUGACCGGCCAGAUGGUCAAAUUGCCAGAGGACGAGGACACUCCCGAGAAGCGAGUGGACAAGAUCUUCCGCAUGAUGGACCGCGACAAGAACGCUCAGCUCUCGUUCGAGGAGUUUCAGGAGGGAAGCAAGCAGGACCCAACCAUCGUCCAGGCUCUGUCUCUCUACGACGGUCUCGUCUAA